Molecule: messenger RNA, 6705 nt
Organism: Mus musculus (house mouse)
Lineage: Eukaryota; Metazoa; Chordata; Mammalia; Rodentia; Muridae
Gene: Naip6
Product: NLR family, apoptosis inhibitory protein 6
Exons: 14
Coding region: 66-4277 (1403 amino acids)
Biological process (GO): negative regulation of apoptotic process
Molecular function (GO): cysteine-type endopeptidase inhibitor activity involved in apoptotic process
Source: RefSeq, marked validated
CUCAUCAUAAGAACUUGAGAGCUGCCUCGAACACCCAAGAACUGCUCACCUUUCCCCUUUAGAAAAUGGCUGAGCAUGGGGAGUCCUCCGAGGAUCGGAUUUCUGAGAUUGAUUAUGAAUUUCUCGCUGAGCUCUCUGCUCGUUUCGGGAUGAAUCUAGUUCAGCUGGCAAAGAGCCAAGAAGAAGAAGACCAUAAAGAACGGAUGAAAAUGAAGAAAGGUUUUAACUCACAGAUGCGCAGUGAAGCCAAACGACUAAAGACCUUUGAGUCCUAUGACACGUUCAGAUCAUGGACGCCACAGGAGAUGGCAGCUGCUGGGUUUUACCACACAGGGGUGAAACUUGGGGUUCAGUGCUUUUGCUGUAGCUUGAUCCUCUUUGGUAACAGCCUCAGGAAGCUUCCCAUAGAGAGACACAAGAAAUUACGACCAGAAUGUGAGUUCCUUCAGGGAAAAGAUGUUGGUAACAUUGGCAAGUAUGACAUCCGGGUGAAGAGUCCAGAGAAGAUGCUGAGAGGUGGCAAAGCAAGGUACCAUGAAGAGGAGGCCAGACUGGAGUCCUUUGAGGACUGGCCAUUUUAUGCCCAUGGGACAUCACCACGUGCACUGUCAGCAGCUGGCUUUGUCUUUACAGGUAAAAGGGACACUGUGCAGUGUUUCUCCUGUGGCGGAAGCUUGGGCAACUGGGAAGAAGGAGAUGACCCCUGGAAGGAGCAUGCCAAGUGGUUCCCCAAAUGUGAAUUUCUUCAAAGUAAGAAAUCCUCAGAGGAAAUUGCCCAGUAUAUUCAAGACUACGAGGGAUUUGUUCAUGUAACGGGAGAACAUUUUGUGAAGUCCUGGGUCAGAAGAGAAUUACCUAUGGUAUCAGCUUACUGCAAUGACAGUGUCUUCACUAAUGAAGAACUAAGGAUGGACAUGUUUAAGGACUGGCCCCAAGAAUCACCUGUGGGUUUUGAAGCUCUAGUCAGAGCAGGCUUUUUCUACACUGGCAAAAAGGACAUUGUCCGGUGUUUUUCCUGUGGAGGAUGUUUGGAGAAGUGGGCAGAAGGUGACGACCCAAUGGAAGAUCACAUCAAGUUUUUUCCCGAAUGUGUAUUUCUUCAAACCUUGAAGUCCUCUGCAGAAGUAAUUCCAACCCUUCAGAGCCAAUAUGCACUUCCAGAAGCCACGGAAACCACACGUGAAAGCAACCAUGAUGAUGCAGCAGCAGUUCAUUCUACAGUGGUGGACUUGGGUAGGAGUGAAGCUCAGUGGUUUCAAGAGGCCAGGAGUCUGAGUGAGCAGCUGAGAGACACCUACACUAAAACCAGUUUCUGCCACAUGAACUUGCCAGAAGUGUGCUCCAGCCUCGGCACUGACCACUUGCUCGGCUGUGAUGUGUCCAUCAUUUCAAAGCACGUCAGCCAGCCUGUGCAAGGGGCCCUGACGAUCCCAGAGGUCUUCUCCAAUCUCAGCUCUGUCAUGUGUGUGGAGGGGGAAGCUGGAAGUGGAAAGACAACCUUCCUGAAGAGGAUAGCUUUUCUCUGGGCAUCAGGAUGCUGCCCCCUGUUGUACAGGUUCCAGCUGGUCUUCUACCUCUCCCUUAGUUCCAUCACACCAGAUCAGGGACUGGCCAACAUCAUCUGUACCCAACUCCUAGGGGCAGGAGGCUGCAUUAGUGAAGUGUGUCUGAGCAGCAGCAUCCAGCAGUUACAACACCAGGUGCUGUUCCUGUUGGAUGACUACAGUGGGCUGGCCUCACUCCCCCAAGCCCUACACACACUGAUUACAAAAAACUACUUGUUCCGGACCUGCUUAUUGAUCGCUGUUCAUACAAACAGGGUCAGAGACAUCCGCCCAUACCUAGGUACAAGUCUAGAGAUCCAAGAGUUUCCCUUCUAUAAUACUGUCUUUGUGUUACGGAAGUUUUUUUCACAUGACAUAAUCUGUGUGGAAAAGCUUAUAAUUUACUUUAGUGAAAAUAAAGACUUACAGGGAGUUUACAAGACCCCUCUCUUCGUAGCAGCAGUAUGUAAUGACUGGAAUCAAAAUGCAUCUGCCCAGGAUGACUUUCAAGAUGUGACACUUUUCCAUUCCUACAUGCAAUACCUGUCCUUAAAAUACAAAGCUACAGCUGAGUCUCUCCAGGCCACUGUGUCCUCAUGUGGGCAGCUGGCCUUGACAGGGCUUUUCUCAUCGUGCUUUGAGUUCAAUAGUGAUGACCUGGCAGAGGCAGGAGUUGAUGAAGAUGUAAAGCUUACCACCUUCUUGAUGAGCAAAUUCACCGCCCAGAGACUGAGGCCAGUCUACCGAUUUUUAGGUCCUCUGUUCCAGGAGUUUCUUGCUGCCGUGAGGUUGACUGAACUCCUGAGUUCAGAUAGGCAGGAAGACCAAGAUCUUGGACUUUAUUAUUUGAGACAAAUUGACUCACCUCUGAAGGCAAUAAACUCCUUUAACAUAUUUUUGUAUUAUGUCUCCAGCCACUCUUCCUCAAAGGCAGCGCCAACAGUUGUAUCUCAUUUGCUUCAGUUGGUGGAUGAGAAAGAGUCACUGGAGAACAUGUCUGAAAAUGAGGAUUACAUGAAGCUCCAUCCACAAACUUUUCUAUGGUUUCAGUUUGUUAGAGGGUUGUGGCUGGUGUCUCCUGAAUCUUUCUCUUCAUUCGUUUCAGAACAUUUAUUGCGCCUUGCUCUAAUCUUUGCUUAUGAAAGCAACACAGUUGCUGAAUGCUCUCCAUUUAUUUUGCAAUUCCUUCGAGGAAGAACACUGGCUUUAAGAGUACUGAAUUUAGAGUACUUUUGGGACCACCCAGAAAGCCUGUUACUGUUGAGGAGUUUAAAGGUUUCCAUAAAUGGAAAUAAAAUGUCAUCUUAUGUAGAUUAUUCAUUUAAGACAUAUUUUGAAAACUUACAGCCACCAGCUAUAAAUGAGGAGUAUACAUCUGCCUUUGAGCAUGUAAGUGAAUGGAGGAGAAAUUUUGCUCAAGAUGAGGAGAUCAUAAAAAACUAUGAAAAUAUCUGGCCCAGAGCCCUACCAGACAUCAGUGAAGGGUACUGGAAUCUGUCCCCCAAGCCAUGCAAGAUCCCCAAGCUGGAAGUUCAAGUGAACAACAUGGGUCCAGCAGACCAAGCACUGCUCCAGGUCCUCAUGGAAGUCUUCUCAGCUUCACAGAGUAUUGAGUUCCAUUUAUUCAACAGCAGUGGCUUCCUUGAAAGCAUCCGCCCAGCUCUGGAGCUGAGUAAGGCCUCUGUCACCAAGUGUUCCAUGUCCAGGCUGGAGCUCAGCAGAGCAGAACAGGAGUUGCUUCUCACCCUGCCUGCCCUGCAGUCUCUCGAGGUCUCAGAGACAAACCAGUUACCAGAUCAGCUCUUCCAUAACUUGCACAAGUUCCUGGGCCUGAAAGAACUGUGUGUGAGACUAGAUGGCAAACCGGAUGUGCUCUCAGUCCUUCCUGAAGAGUUCCUGAACCUCCAUCACAUGGAGAAGUUAUCCAUCAGAACCUCUACAGAGUCUGACCUCUCCAAACUAGUUAAAUUCAUCCAGAACUUUCCAAAUCUCCAUGUUUUCCAUCUGAAAUGUGAUUUCCUUUCAAAUUGUGAGUCUCUCAUGACUGCGCUUGCUUCCUGCAAGAAACUCAGAGAGAUUGAGUUUUCUGGACAAUGCUUUGAAGCCAUGACCUUUGUCAACAUUUUGCCAAAUUUUGUUUCUCUGAAGAUACUGAGUCUUAAAGGUCAACAAUUUGCAGAUAAGGAAACAUCAGAAAAGUUUGCCCAGGCUCUGGGUUCUCUCAGGAACUUAGAGGAACUGCUUGUUCCCACUGGGGAUGGGAUUCACCAAGUGGCCAAACUGAUUGUCCGGCAGUGUCUGCAGCUUCCGUGCCUCCGAGUUCUCGCCUUUCACGACAUCUUGGACGAUGAAAGUGUGAUUGAAAUUGCCAGGGCGGCAACCAGUGGAAGUUUCCAGAAACUUGAAAACUUAGAUAUUUCAAUGAAUCACAAGAUUACCGAGGAAGGAUACAGAAAUUUCUUUCAAGCCCUGGACAACUUGCCAAACCUACAAAUGCUGAACAUCUGCAGGAAUAUCCCAGGACGCAUUCAAGUUCAGGCCACCACUGUCAAGGCUUUGGGUCACUGUGUGUCCCGACUGCCCAGCCUCACCAGGCUGGGGAUGCUCAGUUGGCUCCUGGAUGAAGAGGACAUGAAAGUGAUUAAUGAUGUGAAGGAAAGACACCCCCAGUCCAAACGCUUGACUAUCUUCUGGAAAUGGAUAGUCCCGUUCUCUCCUGUUGUCCUGGAGUAAAAGAUGCUCCUGAAGGUUUCUGACAGUUCAGAAUACCUAAAACUCCUAAAAUUCUAGCUGAGCAUGAUGAUACACACAUGUACUUCAACAUUUAGGAUAAUGAUGUGGGAGAGUCAAGGUUAAACACAGUCUGAAGUGACAUUUUAACACACUGAUCACACACAGAAAUGAAUAGAAUGAAUUCAUGGAGUAACCCAUUCUUUGCCAUUGUCUUCCCAUAGUUCUGACAGGGUCACUCUUGAAUCUUCCUGCUCUGCUAACAGGCCAAGCACAGGUCAUCAGAUCAUUCCACCUACAGGAGCACAUGCAUGCAUGUGCAAGCACACACACACAUAGACCACACACACACACAUGAAAGCACACAGACACACACAGACCACACACACUCAUGCAAGCAUACAACUGACUUAAAUUUUAACAUCAAAUCCUACUGGUCUCACCUGCAUCCUUUACCUCAAGCUUACUGCAACGACAGCUUCUUCGCUUAUGAAGAGCUAAGUAUGGACACGUUUAAGGACUGGCCCCACGAAUCACCUGCGGGUGUUGAUGCUUUGGUCAGAGCUGGCAUUUUCUACACAGUUGAGUCAGGUUAUUUUCUUUAUGUUUAUGUAUGUGCGUGUUUGCCUAUACGUAUGUGUGCCACAAGUCUGCAUGCUGCCCUCAGAGGCCAGACAGGGUGUUGGAUCUUGGGACUGGAAUUAGUAUUGGCUGUGAACCAUCAUUUGGGUGCUGAAACCAAACCCAACUUUUUUUGUGAGAGCAGUCAGUGCUCUCAGGCUGAGCAUCUCUUUAGAGUCAGUAUUUUGUGUGGACCACAUACUUGAAUCCUCUUGCACCUUCUUUUAGUCUCUAUCAUUUGUCAUAGAUCUCUUUGGGUUUCAUAAGAUCUUCAGUUUCCCAUAGUGCCUUUAGUGUCCAGCCUCUGAACCUGAGGAUUCUGCAGCCACUUCAUGCAACAAACAUAUUCCACUGGCUCAAAUUAUCUUCAUACCACAUCAUCUUAGUGCUUUUAUUUCCUCUUGUCAGCCUUCAAGUCUGUCUCAUAGGUGAUGUUUUCCUAUUUUAAGUCAAAUAUAGCUGGCAAUAAUGUAAGGAGAGACAAGUGAUUCUUCAUAAUCUAGCUUGCAUAGAGACUCUGAACUUUGUUCUUCUGCACCACCCCAGCUAUGAGUAUAUUCUUUCUGAUUUACUCGGUAAGCAAUUGCUUGUUGGUUGCCUAUGACUGUGAAAGUCCAGUAAAUCUAGACAUCUGGAAUUGUUGUUUUGUGAGCUGGCAGGUGUAUGUGAUUUGAACUGACCCCAUUCCUCUUUUAGGCAGAAAAGACAUUGUUCAGUGUUUUUUCUGUGGAGGAUAUAUGGAGAAUUGGGCAGAAGGUGACGACCCAAUACAAGAGCACAACAAGUUUUUUCUCAAGUGAGCAAAAUGACUUCUCUUGACUGUGAAUGUGCUUCAACUGUUAUUCCCUCACUGCCCACGUCUUACCUGUGGAUGGUCUCUGCCCACCCUCUGUUCCCUCUGUGAAGGACACAUCCUAUGUCUUCAUCCCUUGCUCCCAUGACACUCUCCCUUUCUAGAUUUUUUUUCUCUUCAUUGUUUCAUCUUGGUUUUAGUUGGGUCAUCAUACAGAUUUUUAAAGACAGGGUCUCUCUAUGUAGCCCUAACUAUCAUAGAGAUGCUAUCUAAUCCAGGUAGGACUCAAACCCAUGAUCCUCCUGCCUCAGCCACCCAAGUGCUGUUAUUACUGAGGGAUGCCACCAUAUCUGGAAAUCCCAUGCCUUUCUGAUUAUUUUCAUUACAAACUAGUCUUCCUCUUCUCCUCUUUCUGGAAUCCUUUAGUGUUUUCUCUUUCUGCUGUCUGAGACUUCCCAAGUGGUUUUCUUUUCCCAGUGCUGGGGACAGAAGCCCUGACUUGGGCACACUAGGCCAUCCCUUACUAUUGAUUUACGCUUGCCCCCUUUCUGCCCAUCUUCAAGGUUAUUUUCAUUUCUCUUCCACACACAAGACAACUCUAGAAAUGUUCAGUUGCAGAUUUAACGUUGUUAUUUUAUUUAGUAAUUAAAAUCUUCAAAGAUAAAUAUUAAUAUAUGCAGAUGGAAAAUAGGAUAUUUCUGAGCACAGGGGUCUAUGCAGGGAACCCUGACUCUCUGAAACAUGAGGGAGAAAACCAGUUUCUUAUAUAUUAAUGGCUUUAAUAUGAAUUAUACUAAAAUCAAUCUAUUUAAAAAUCCAGCUCUUGUAAUUAAGAAACAAGAGUCUUUUGCUCUGGUAUCCCUUAGAAGGCAUGAAAAUAUGUGAGUGUGUUGAUGUCUGCAGUCUCUGUUCAGCUCUACAGAAGUGUUCUUUGUGCAUCUAGUGCUUACCUAAAAUUCAUGUAAACUGAUGUAAGUCUAAUUACUGAUCUUUAAAAUAUAAACUUUUAAGUUGUUA